Topomyia yanbarensis is the source of this 5552-nucleotide messenger RNA. It is a transcript of the gene Ire1, whose product is annotated as serine/threonine-protein kinase/endoribonuclease IRE1. NCBI's taxonomy places the organism in Eukaryota, Metazoa, Arthropoda, Insecta, Diptera, Culicidae. The transcript has 4 exons. Gene Ontology annotation, biological process: protein phosphorylation; IRE1-mediated unfolded protein response; intrinsic apoptotic signaling pathway in response to endoplasmic reticulum stress. Gene Ontology annotation, molecular function: RNA endonuclease activity; protein serine/threonine kinase activity; ATP binding. Bases 282 to 3521 code for a protein of 1079 amino acids. Gene Ontology annotation, cellular component: IRE1-TRAF2-ASK1 complex. The record is from RefSeq and is a predicted model, not a curated record.
UUGUGCUAGUCAGUCAAUCUCGUUGUGUCUGUUUUAAAUCAUUUUAACUUUGUUUAUGAAAUCGAGAAAAUUUUCAUUAUUUAUCCGGAAAAUACAUGCAUGUUGGUAGUGCUUGCUAAGCGAAUACUAAGACCAUAUUAUAGGCUGAAAACAAGUGUAAUGAUUCGGGCCAAAAAUUACACCAGGAGUGAACCACAGGAAGCGUUUUUGACUUGCAAUAAUCUGCGUCAUUUGCGAAACAAGUUGAAUACGCAGGGGCAAUAAAAUUGGAUGUGGAGUGAAUGUGGGUUGGUGUACUGUGCGAAAACAAGGCAACAGUCAUCAUGCGGCAAGAAUAUCUGUGGAUGAGGAUAUCAGGUGUUUUACUGAGCCUGCUGCUCAUAACGUCCGCUGGACACAGCGGAUUUGCAUCUCCUGGAAAUGAGGAUUGCACAGCUGUUGCAAAAGACGAAGAAACACUUCUGGUGUUCUCAACCCUCGGUGGGGGACUAACGGCAAUAGAUCCGUUAUCCGGCGAAACACGAUGGUCAAUUUCGGAUGAACCGGCGAUUCGGGUUCCAUCGUUAUCCGGAAUGAACCCGCAUUAUCUACCAGAUCCGAGGGACGGCAGCCUUUACACCUACCGGAAUCCGGAGGGAGGGCUGAAAAAGCUUCCCUACACCAUCCCGCAGUUAGUAGCUAGUGCGCCGUGCCGCUCGAGCGAUGGCAUACUCUACUCGGGAAAGAAGAGUGACGAUUGGUUUCUGAUCGAUCCAAAAACCGGUCGCCGGGAAAAAGUGUUAGGCUUUGGAGCACCACUAGAACGGGAUAAAGCUGAAUCAAUAGGCUGGGCCACCUCCCGAGCGGUGUACCUGGGCCGCACGCAGUACACCGUUAUGAUGUACGACAGUUUGGCCUCCGGUCGGAAUUCGCAACCGUGGAAUGUGACGUUUUUCGAUUAUACAUCACAUACAAUGGCACCGGAUCUGACGAAGGAAUACGAGUUUCUUCACUUGACCAGCAGUUCCUCCGGGCUAACGGCAACUUUCGAGCAGAAAAAAGGCACCCCACUAUGGCAGAAGGACCUAUCGUCACCGGUGAUAGCAGUAUUCUUGCUCGGGUCGGAGGGCUUGUUGAGUGUUCCUUUUCAAACCGUAUCGGACGAGGUGUUGCAGGAAGUCAACGAACGCGCCAGGGAUGGGAGUUUCGACAAUUUGAAACUAUUCCCAACGGUGUACGUGGGAGAAGUGUCGAAUAACAUUUACGCUAUCCCUUCGCUGGUAGAUAAAAACACGGCCACACUACCGUCGGAACCGACGGUGCACCUACUGGGUGGCCCACGAAGGGAAACGUUCGACAGGUCUGUGCCGGGAAAGGAGCUAGUUGCGACUGAAACGGCUCGUAUUCAGAAUGAUAACAUUAUCAUUUUGGGACACUAUCAACCGCCGAAAACGGACGAGAAUCUCAAACUGGAUAUAUCGCCUGGAGCACCGGGACGCUUAUAUAAGGACGGUCAAUUGUCCACUGUUCUGCUGGAGUUUAAUAACGUACCGAAAGCGCAAAAGGAGAACACUAAAACUAUUGGAAUUCAAACGGACAACAACGAAAGCCAUUUCAAUGGGACGGCCGUGCAAACUGAUACUAGUUUGAAGGCAUUGAUCGGAAGAUUGUACAAAGAUGUCAAAUUGUGGUUGGACUCUCAACCAAACAAGCUACCGACGAUUAUGUUUGUAGCUUUGUUUGGUACAGUGGUGUUUGGAUUUUGGUAUUUCCAUAUGCAGAUGAAAGCACUACAGGAGCAAAGCCAGAAUGGUUCGCAGACGAAUUCGAAUCGUAGUGAUGGCAGUAAUUACGCAGAACCGGUUGACUUUGGUGACGGGGAGAUUCGGGUUGGGAAGAUUAACUUUAACACACAGGAUAUUCUCGGGAAAGGCUGCGAAGGUACGUUCGUGUUUAGAGGGACUUUCGAGAAGCGAGAGGUUGCUGUGAAGCGGAUAUUACCGGGCUGCUUUACCCUUGCGGAUAGGGAAGUUGCUCUACUUAGGGAAAGUGAUGCACAUGAAAAUGUUGUUAGAUAUUUUUGCACUGAACAAGACCGACAGUUUCGUUACAUUGCAGUCGAACUGUGUGCUGCAACAUUGCAAGAUUAUGUGGAUAAAAAAUCUGUAGAAACACUACAGCAGCAGAUUUUGGAGUUGGAAAUUUUGUACCAAGCGACAAGUGGUCUGAUGCAUUUACACUCUUUGAACAUUGUACAUCGUGACAUCAAACCGCAGAACAUUUUGCUCUCAUUACCAGAUAACAGAAAACGAGUAAGAGCAAUGAUCUCAGAUUUUGGCUUGUGUAAGAAACUGAAUUACGGAAAAGCCAGUUUCUCGCGGCGUUCUGGUGUUACGGGCACCGACGGUUGGAUUGCACCGGAAAUGCAACGUGGCCAUCGAACCACAACAUCAGUCGAUAUCUUCUCUCUGGGAUGUGUGUUUCAUUACGUAUUAUCCAGAGGAAGUCAUCCGUAUGGGGAUAAUCUCAAGCGUCAGGCGAAUAUUCUUUCUCACGAGUACAAUUUGAUUGCUAUCCAUCGAGAUGGCAAACCAAGUAACACUUCAGUGCUAGCUGAACAACUAAUCACUGAUAUGAUCGCGGCUGAUCAAUCGAAGCGGCCACCGGCGUCAGCCGUUCGAAAUCAUCCGUUGUUCUGGGGCAACGAACGAAUCCUUUCCUUUUUGCAGGAUGUUAGCGAUCGCGUUGAAAAAUCCGACAUUCUAGCUGAACCAUUGCGGUCGUUAGAGCGCAAUGCUCGAUUCGUUGUGCGGGACGAUUGGAGCUUACACCUAGAUCAGGAAAUCACAAGUGACCUUCGAAAAUACAGAGGCUACCAGGGCUUCAGCGUCAGAGAUUUGCUCAGAGCACUGCGUAACAAAAAACAUCACUACCACGAGCUUACACACGACGUACAGCAGGCUCUCGGAACCAUCCCACAUGAUUUUACCAACUAUUGGAUCGGUCGGUUCCCCCAUUUGCUAGCGCACGCGUAUCACGUGUUGGUAGACCACUCGCUUGAACCAAUUUUCCGUUCGUACUAUAACGAAGACGUCGGUUACCGGUUCACAAAACCUGCCUACUUCGAGGAGAUAGGCAACGAAAAUUAUGAUCUGAUUCGGUAUUAUGAGACGGCGCAAAGAUUGAAGGCUACCCAAAGUCCCAAGCGUAAGGCUGCUUCGCAGGAACCGGAUACGGUGCUCUUCAAAUUGCAAAAUUCUCGCCGGGGAACGUACAAUUUCAACAACCAUUCGCCAGCGAACACAAGUUUCAUCACGCGAGAACAGAUGGUUGGAGGCACUGGAGCGACCGCUGCAGCGAAAACCACCGUCGAAGGUGUUAGUUAUGCGAAUGUUGCUGCGGAAAAAACUGAUAGCGACGAUUUCGUGACGGUUGUUAAUAAUAACAACCGCAGGAAGGCUAAUAAUAACAAUAACAACAACAACGUUCGUCGAAGGGAAAAUGCGAAGAUCACGUGGAAUCUGCAUCCGCAGGCAGAUUGAGCCGUACGAUAGUCACUAGCGAGGUAAUAGAUUGUAGCUUACAUGCCUACUUAUAUUUUUUAAAAAUUUGGUGUCGCUAUUUUCAUUCUGACCUCUUCUUAUGGGUGGUUGUUCUAAAAACCAGCAUUCCGCAAUAUUUCCGCCAGUUCAUUCAGGAUAAUUUGCAAAUCAUUUAUGAGCAAAAUUAUUUAGAAACACGGCAUCUAAAACUAUUUGAAUGGGUGUACCCACAUAUAUAUUUUGACGCUAAGUUUUGUUAAACCCACUUAUUGCUAUAAACCAGAUCUUUCUGUUGGAUAAGUUGUCAACUAUAGCCCCCGAUUGUUGUUUUCUAGUAUCAACAAUUAGCUUUGAUAAUUCGUAGUAUUGUUAUAAGCGUAUGACCUUUUUAUCAGUUAUUUAUCUAUAGAUAAUGCUUGUUUUAUUCAUGUGACGCAUAGUUUUCUCAUCAAAUCAAUCUGGAGAUGAAUACAUCAUCGAUUACGAUUUUCAGAGGAUCGACACUCUGACUUGGACUCAAUUACUAUGACUAAUUCUUAUAUAAAAUCAAUUCUAGCGUCGCUAGUUCGAUUUCCGUAAAACUUUCCUUUUGGUGAAAAAUUAAAUUGUAUGUCAAUUUAACCCUCCGGAAAUCACGCUAAAGGCGGCUCCUCAAAUGAGCAGCCGCUAAUGCCUAUCGAUGAUGAUAUUGCUUGAUUUUUUGAAAGCCAUGAAUCCCAAUAGGUUAUGAGCACUACACAGACAAUGUGGUAUAUUUGGUAUGAAGUUAUGGAAGUUGAGUUACGCCGGAUACCAAUACGGCAAUAUUGAAGCAAAUGGUAUAGCUUCAGAUGAAGGAAUGAGUGAUGGAAAGUAAAAUCUUCUAUUUCGACAGACUCUUAGUGCACAUGAAUUUACAGGGUUAGUGUUAAAAUUUCUAUUACUUUUUGGUAGCUCCCUCAAUCAUUCAUUAUUGCUAACGGUGUUGGAGAACUUGAAUGGGCUAAAUCUGAUCCCAUUUUAUUAGUUUGACUAUUAGGAUCCAGAUACCUUUUUUAUUUUGAAAACCAGAACUCAACACGAAAACGCGAUGAAACCGGAGAUCGUCGGGUUCGGGUUUCGGUAUAAAAACUCAGUCUUUAAUGAAUACCUGGCAGUUUUCUAAAACAUGUUCUAUUCUGUUCGUUCCAUUCCAUAGUACAACAAUUUGCUGUCAAACGACUGCAAUUUCUAAAAAUUUUAAUUGAAUUUUUCAGUACUAUAUUCUCUCCCCAAGCUGUUCUUCAACUGCUAAACAGAUGCACGCUUAAUCAUACCGUCCCUGAUUUGAGUUGUACUGUAUUGAUUAAACAGCACUUCCACGUACAUCGGUUUCAUUAACUUCUCGCAUCCAAUCAAUGAAUCGAACAAAAAAUAUAGUAUAACAGUUGAAGCACAUGAUUAAACCUUAAACCUGUUGAACCUGGUUUAAAAGAUAAGCGUGACUGAAGAAUUCGGCCCACGGACAGUAAAAAAUAACACGGAUGUUACGUUAUUAGACUAAAAAACAGAAAAGAUCUUGUGUUAAAUAUUUACAAUUGCCCUUCACUACCUAAAGUAGUAAUUAUUUAGAAUUGAAAAGAAAAAGUUGAAUGCGUGUGGAAAGAGAUCUCAUUGCUAGCAUCUUUUUUUGUCAUUUUGCUAUUGUACUAAUAUUCAACUAAUUUACUGAUUUGUUGAACCGAUAAGGCAGUAGGAGGAUAUGUUUUAAAUACAUUGAGAAGGUACACACGCGUUUGAGACUGUCUGUGAUACUUUAGAUAAACUAAUGUUAAAAGUAAGAAUGUAAGUUUUUAGUUUGGGGUGAAACAUUCACAAUUUUAUAAUCAGAUUUACAGAUCCUUUCUCGAUAUUCAUGAGCUCGUUAUCCUAAUGAGAAAACUACUUUUAACUGAGAGUUAUGGAAUAUCAAUGUCAAGGUCGAUUAGAGCAGGUUAGCUGUAUUGUAUCUUAUAACAAGCGAUCUAAACAAAGUGUAUAUUGUAGAGCAUAUAAUUUUACCGUGAUGAUUCA